AUGUCGCGCGGACGCCGCGGGAUUCGUCUUAGUCGUCCGAUCGGUGGACCAGAGGUGGCCAUCAGAACCGUCGAAGAGGAGCGUGUUGAGAAGAGGAGGCUGAAGGGGAAGCCGAUGCUGUAUCAUGAUCCGAUGAGACGAGUCAUGUCACGUGUCGUCGGGACGCUGCUCUGGCGUUCCACGCUGCUGACCAGCGUCGCCGCGGCGCUAUUCGUUCUCUCCUGCUGCUGCAGAUUCGCUCGUGCCAGCGAAUUCCCAGAGAGAGAGUGCUGCGAUCUGAUAUACCCGCUUCCAGAGCCAACCGGAAGAUCAACGUCCGCGCCUACGCCUACCGGAAGAAGCGGAUCCGACAUCAAAGUACCGGUCGAAAUGCUGAACUGUCUUUACGCGCGUCAGUUGUGCUUCGAGGAUACAUCCUGCAGCGCAAUCCUGGAGAUUAUACCGAGGGUCUGCGGCCCGAUACCAGUGGCUUGUUCGACGGUGACAGUGACAAAGUGUCAAGCGGCCCUGCACACUCUGCAAGCUUUCCCUUUCUUCCGCCCCACGUGCCUCUGCAGGGAACCGCACCUAGAUCCGGACUGCAACAGCUUCCAGAACUUCCUCUUCGACCACCCUUGCAUCUUCGUCUUGAAAAAGGAUAAAGACCCGUAUCCUAUAGACGCUCUGCCAACCUGCAAUCAUGCGCUGAGCGUCUGUUUACGCGGCAAACCGUGCAGCCAGAUUUUCGAGGACUUCAAAACGAACUGCAAAGCGCGGGAGGGCAAGUGCAGGAUGGAGAGUCGAGGCGCGUGCCACGAUUCCUGGACCCAGCUACGAUUGUCACCGAUGUUCGGCUGCAUCUGUCCGAACAACCACAUGAAGAGGCGCUGCGACAGGAUCUUCUCGAUGGUGAAUCACAAUCCGUGCGUUGUGAAGGUCAUCCCGCAUCCGGACAAUUCGACCACCUUCGAGAUGAUCGAGUCGCAGGUGGAGAACCCGCUGAUCGACGCCGACCAUCAGGAUCUACUGGCCAUUAAGCAGAUCCCUGUGCCCGGAGGACAUCAUCACAAGUCGCAUCACAAGAGGAAUCAAACGGACGAUCACGACCAGACGUCCGUGGUGCUGCCGUCCGCCGCCUCAGACCUGGACAAGAUCCAGCAGCCGGUGAAGGUCGUGCUAUCCAGCACUUGUCAUCACGCGUACACCGCUUGCAAAAACGAUCCAGACUGCAGGGCCCUAAUGGAACCUGUGCUGAACAACUGCGGUUCGACGAGCUGCGCGCGAAACGAGUGCAUGGACGCGCUUCAGAACUUCUACAAAUCCGCCAAUCACAAGCACUCCGUGGAGAUCGCGUUCUGUCUGUGUAGGAAAACAGACGGAAAGAAGGACGAGUGCAUAGUGGCGCAGGAGAAGAUGCAUCCUGCGUGCGCGCAGCGAGUCGAAGGCGCGGAAAUGCCGACCUGUCACAGCCUGGCGAAAGCUUGCAAGGCGAACAACGCUUGCAGAAUGAGGCUGGAGUACUACGAGCAGAGCUGCGCGAUGGAUAGCAUGACGAUGAAGUGUGCCGGUCCAACUGCGGAGUGCAGGAAAGCGAUGCUGGGGAUACUCGGUACCGAGCUGAGAUCGAACUGCGCCUGCAAAGGCACGGAGUUGACGCAACUGUACGAUUGCUUGGGGUGGCAGAGGUUGCUUUGGGUGAAUCCUUGCGUCGUGGAGUCCCAAAAGGAUUAUCACACGCAUAGGAAACACCAUCAUUACCCAAGGACCACGACGACGACCGUCUUAUCGACGACCAAGACGCCGGUUAGCAUAACGACGGUCGCCGUGGUCGAACAAGUGGAGGAUAAUCAAAUACCGGAAGUGACGAGGUGGCCAACCACCGAACCCACGGAAACUUGGGAAAUCACCACCACCAGCACCACCACCAUGAGUACGACUCCCAGUACCACUACUACUACCACACCGCCUCGCUUCUGCGUGGUUCAAAGGCCAAGGCAAAGUCACCAAUACAUAAGGGAGGGCAAAGGCAAGAGGCUGUACCGCGAGGACGAGCCCGAGUGCUCGGAGCUGUGCCAGUGUGGCGAGGGAGAAGUUUUGAUCUGCCACACGAUCUGCGUGGAUUCGUCGCCCUGCAAAACGGACUUCGCGUUCUACAACCACGAGGCACCGGCGUAUCAGGCACAUCGCGGACCCUGCCUUUGCUACAGUGGCCGUUUCAUAUGCAUGCGGCCCUCGCCUGACGCAUACUCAAUACCGCACGGAGUUUUCAUGUUCCUGGGCUACAGCGAAAAGGACGAGAGUUUCUUGCGCCAGCACAAUAACCUCACGGUCCUGGACGCGGUGUCGUCCCUCGAUAGCUUCAUGAGAGAAGAAGUUAACAAUCAGACAGUGUGCACGCUGUUCCUGUACAACGCCACCCGAGAGAACGUGAUUGCAGUGGCGCGUCUCGGGACUGACAAUCCACCCUUAAAUAGCAGCCAAGCUCAAAGUCUGCAACACCUUCUGCGCGUCAAGGAGGAGUGCGCCUCGAUACUGGAGGAUCUGAGCGAGAAGAUCAACAACAAGUAUCACGAGGUCCACACGCAUCCGCUGCUGUCGAUCUUCAAGAUGGCCGAAGUGGCGGUGAAGUUGCCGUACAGCAACAAAGUCGGUGGUCUGUCGAGGUCGUCGAGCUUCCUCCUGGUCGCGAUUCUGCCGCUUCUCAGCUUGCUUCGAUCGACGUCCACGUGUUUUCUCGCCUCGUGA
Habropoda laboriosa is the source of this 2724-nucleotide messenger RNA. RefSeq lists its product as uncharacterized. Gene Ontology annotation, cellular component: external side of plasma membrane; signaling receptor complex. Bases 1 to 2724 code for a protein of 907 amino acids. The transcript is spliced from 17 exons. NCBI's taxonomy places the organism in Eukaryota, Metazoa, Arthropoda, Insecta, Hymenoptera, Apidae. Gene Ontology annotation, molecular function: signaling receptor activity. Gene Ontology annotation, biological process: nervous system development. The record is from RefSeq and is a predicted model, not a curated record.